GUAGUGUGCUAAAACUCUCCAAUCUCACGGAGUCGCCAUGGGAAGGGUCAUUCGUGCUCAGCGUAAGGGAGCGGGGUCCGUCUUCAGGUCCCAUACACAUCAUCGGAAGGGCCCAGCCAGGUUCCGAAGUCUCGAUUUCGGGGAACGAAAUGGUUAUUUGAAAGGAGUCGUCACUGAGAUCGUUCACGACCCAGGCCGUGGAGCGCCGCUUGCUCGAGUUUCCUUCCGCCAUCCUUUCAGAUACAAGAAACAGAAUGAACUGUUUGUUGCAGCGGAAGGUAUGUACACUGGCCAAUUUGUUUACUGCGGGAAGAAGGCAAAUCUUGUGGUCGGAAAUGUCCUGCCGAUAAGAUCGAUCCCUGAAGGUGCUGUUGUCUGCAACGUUGAACACCAUGUCGGUGACCGUGGUGUUUUUGCCAGGUGCUCGGGAGAUUACGCAAUUGUUAUCAGUCACAAUCCUGAUAACGACACUUCCAGGAUCAAGCUUCCAUCUGGAUCAAAGAAAAUAGUUCCAAGUGGGUGCCGAGCCAUGGUCGGGCAGGUUGCAGGUGGAGGUAGGACUGAGAAGCCCCUUCUUAAGGCUGGUAGUGCAUACCACAAAUUCAGAGUGAAGAGGAACAGCUGGCCUAAGGUUCGCGGUGUUGCGAUGAACCCGGUUGAGCAUCCUCACGGAGGAGGUAACCACCAACACAUUGGACAUGCCAGCACAGUCAGGCGGGAUGCACCGCCUGGUCAGAAGGUCGGUCUCAUUGCUGCAAGAAGAACUGGUAGACUCAGAGGACAAGCUGCAGCCACUGCCGCUAAAUCUGAUUAGGGAACCAACUUCGACAUUACUAUAAAUUAGGUUGUCAAUUCGUUUUUAGGCCAUUUCAUUUUUCUUCCCUCCAUCGGAAGAAUUAUUUAUUUAUUUAUUUAUUUAUUUAAAAGCUGUGAACGGUUU
Messenger RNA from Cucurbita pepo subsp. pepo (vegetable marrow), 940 nucleotides. RefSeq names its product large ribosomal subunit protein uL2z. Gene Ontology annotation, biological process: cytoplasmic translation. Gene Ontology annotation, molecular function: structural constituent of ribosome; RNA binding. The record is from RefSeq and is a predicted model, not a curated record. Gene Ontology annotation, cellular component: cytosolic large ribosomal subunit; ribosome. NCBI's taxonomy places the organism in Eukaryota, Viridiplantae, Streptophyta, Magnoliopsida, Cucurbitales, Cucurbitaceae.